Columba livia (rock pigeon) is the source of this 3746-nucleotide messenger RNA. Its product is annotated as NADH-cytochrome b5 reductase 2. The record is from RefSeq and is a predicted model, not a curated record. Gene Ontology annotation, molecular function: FAD binding; oxidoreductase activity. The coding region runs from base 117 to 1031 and encodes 304 amino acids. The transcript has 10 exons. NCBI's taxonomy places the organism in Eukaryota, Metazoa, Chordata, Aves, Columbiformes, Columbidae.
GGCGGAGCCCCGGGAGCAGCUCAGCCCCGCGGGGCCGGGCCGGGGUGGUGCGGGCUGUGGGGCGGAGGGGGAAGGUGGAGCGGUGGCUGCUCGCCGGGAAGCCGCUGUUGGCCGCCAUGGGAGCGCUUGCGGACGCCCCUGUGGUGAUCGCCGUGACCGUGGUAGCUGUGUCUGCCCUGCUGCUGCUGCUGCUCAGACGGACAGGGGGGAGGACGAGCGACCCCGUCACGUUGCAGGACCCUGUCGUUAAAUACCCGCUGCGGCUGGUGGACAAAGAGGAAAUCAGUCAUGAUACCAAGAAAUUCCGAUUUGGGCUGCCUUCACCUGAUCAUGUAUUAGGAUUACCUGUAGGCCAACAUGUUUACCUUUCUGCAAAAAUCGAUGGCAAUCUGGUGAUUCGAGCCUAUACCCCUGUUUCCAGUGAUGAGACAAAAGGUUAUGUUGAUUUAAUUAUAAAGGUCUACUACAAAAAUGUAAAUCCCAAGUUUCCAGAAGGUGGGAAGAUGUCCCAGUACCUAGAUAACAUGAAGAUUGGAGAUGUUAUUGACUUCAGAGGGCCAAAUGGGCUCCUUGUCUACAAGGGGGCAGGUACCUUUCUUAUCAAGCCUCAGAAGAAGGCUGAAGCUGAGAAGAAGUUUGCAAAGCAUCUUGGGAUGAUAGCUGGAGGAACAGGAAUAACUCCUAUGUUGCAGCUGAUACGUCAUAUCACAAAUGAUCCUAAGGACUCCACCAAAUGUUACCUUCUCUUUGCUAAUCAGACAGAAAAAGAUAUAUUACUGAGAGCUGAGCUAGAAGACAUUGCUAAGAGGCAUCCUGAUCAGUUCACGCUUUGGUAUACACUGGACAGACCUCCACAAGAUUGGAAGUACAGUUCUGGCUUCAUCACUGCAGAUAUGAUUAAAGCCCACCUCCCUUCCCCUGGCAGCGAGACGCUUAUUCUCAUGUGUGGGCCACCACCUAUGAUUCAGUUUGCGUGCCUGCCCAACCUGGACAAACUCGGCUAUCCUGAGAGCAGUACAUUUGCUUAUUAACAGCGAUGUCAUCUCAUACCUUUCUGUAAGAAACAGUCUCUGGCAAGCCUGCAGUAGCAGUUUGGGGGCCAUUAUCACUGCACUCACCAGCAUCCAUCUGAAUUUCUAGGUGGCUCCGAUUAGUCCACAUGGUAUAACAGAAUAUUAAUGAUUCCUACAUUAGAAGUUAAUUAUAAAAAUAAAAAAAUUACAAAAUAUUUUUCAUAUAAUAGUGUGUAAACAUACCAUGUAAAAGACAACUGAAUAAAAGGGUAAAACAUGGUGCCAGUCUUGGCUUUCCAGACUCUGGCUAUAAGUACCCUUUCUCUCUCAACACCUAUUUCACAUUAUGUAAUAUGGAAAACAGCGCAGAGGAGAGCUACCUGUAAAUGUGUUGCUACCUUGACAACAUUGAAUGCUUAUGUAGCAAGUGUCACUGACAGAAAAGAGGUAAAGCUUUUCUGCACCACAGCAUUAAGCUUCUCCUGGCCACCUUUCUAGACAGGCAUGAGGUAUUAGUGUUCUUGGUCAUGCUGAAACAUCAUCUCCAGUCUUCAAAGGUAGGUGUUAGAAAUCUGUUGUCAUUCAGCAUUUCAUCUUGACUUAACAUAGUCUGAAAAAACAAGAUGUGAAUGAGUAAGCAUAUUCAGUUAGAGCUAAAAAGAAAUCCAGCUGCAAUGCGAUCAGGUUCACAACAGAGGGGGUUAGAGCCACAAAAAAUUAAUAAGGAUUUCUCAAAGGCAGCUUUAGAUAAACUUGUUUGCUUGAGAAAAUUCUCACAGAGCUUGUGUGUGGCAUAUGACUUAACUAUGUUACAUAAAUCUUCAUUAUACCUUUCAGUUAACUCUUUAAAAAAUAGCUGCUAUAGUCAGGAAUUAAUACUGUUGGGUUUGUUUGUUUGAGUUUUAGCUCAUGUAAAUUUUCAAGGCUUUACCUCUUCACUAGACUUUGCUGUGACUGAAACAUUCAAGUAGUGGUUACUUACAAAGUCUUUGAAUUGUUUUCAUUUAAGGGAAUGAGUAUCUGUCAUUGGGUCAAAGAGAUAUCAGAGUUCAUGUAAUCUUAAAGCAGGCCUAAAUGAAACUUAAUUGCUAGUGCCAUUUAAAAGCAGGGUUUCUUGGGCUGUGAAUUUGCAAUUAGGCUACAAAGAGAUAUUUAACAAGAAUAGUGACCCACUUGCUCUUUAACUACUACCAGCAAGGACCAACUUUAGCAGAAUACAUUUGUGACUUUAAAAUGAAUGAAAUUAGUACAUACCGUAAGAUGGCUUAUGCCUUGAGAAAGAGCCCCUAUUUGCAUUACUGUUCCUUCUGAAUGUUCCAUCUGUAAAAGUAUUCAGGAACUAGUUCAAAUCAGACAGUAUGUGCAACUUUAUUCAUUCUACAUGCAUCUUUGGAUGGUAUCUGUGCCUGGAUGAAUGGAAGUGUGGUACAUUUAAAAGCUCCAAUUUCUGCACAUUAACAAACAUGCCUCCAUGCUAUAAGGUAUGUGAAAACACAUUUAACAAUAGGAAGACAGAAUCCUGAUUAAGACAGACUGAUUCCAUGAAACUUGAGCUGUAAUUCACAUAAGAAAAAGCUUAACUGAUACUAUCAAUGAAGAGUAAUAUUUUCUAGAUUGUGUAACACAUACUUCCAGUAGUCUUCUUCCACAGGCAAGUGGUAAGUCCUUUGUGAUAUAGUCUCACCUAUUCUUAUAUAAAAAGAUUAUCAGUUCUAGGGCACUGAGCUUUCCCCGUCUGCCCACGUGCUCCGAUGUCAUGCUUCAUUGAAGACCGUGCUGCUAGGGAAAAAUCUCAUGUUGUUACAAUGCUUGAACAACGGCAUAGUGCAAGCUGUUGGCUCAAAGUUAAUGCACUCAUUUGCAACUCGUAACUGUGCAAGUGGACAUCCGUACUAAAUUGGAGUCCCAAUUCAGUAUUUUCCCUGCUUAGGAACAUUACUUUUUUUGCUAAGGCUGAAAAGGCAAUGGUUAGAUAAUGAACACAAAUGAGAUGUUAAGAUGCAGUAAACCAUGCAAAUGGAAAAAUUAAUUUCACAGUUAGUCUUUUCAAUUUUGUGACCAUUCUCUUAUUAGGCUUAAAAAGUUUUAUCAUCUCAGUUAAGGUCACUGGAGAUAGGACAGUUUACUCCAGCUGCUUCUGUCUGACUCUUGUGUUUGCCCAAGCUCAUACCAGCCUCCAGGAGCUCCAUUUUUCAGGGUUUACAUCCCUUUACACAACAGCAAAGUUGAAUCAAAUUUGAUGGCUUUCGGUUUUCAGUCUUCGUCAUUUGUCUAUAUGAUGUCUAGACACAGUUCCAUUCACAAGUUCACUACUGCAUAACAAAAGUGAAUUAUUUAAGUAUUGGUUUAUUAAUAAUCUUGUUCAUUACUGAGGCAUUGUUUUCAUGUAUACUGCCUAAGCAUAGCUACUCCCCACUGUACAUAAUGAAAGAAAAAUUCAGUUGGAUUCUUCAAUUAAUGUCUGUUAAAAUAUACAGUCCAGUUGUAAUUUAAUACAUAACGUGAUAGCUUUGUACAAAUUAGACCAAAUAAAUUCAUUACAUUAAAAACCACCCAUAAAGAUAAUGAAGCCAUACUGAGACUAUGAAAUCUAGAAGUACAAAAGUCUUGUGUUUACUGUAACCUCCACCUUAAUUGUCAAAAUACAUCGAUCCUCAUAGUGUAAAGGUGUUACAUUCCUGAAAAAGGGCUUGAAGAUGGAUGAGUUUAUGUUGAUUAAAAAAAUUAACCUGA